AUGGUCACACCGACUUCAGUUGAGGAGCACAUCGCUCUUGAAAAGGAGAAAGAACAUGUGGUACAGAAAAAGGAAACACUGCCAAAACUAGAAAUUCGACUUUCAUUCCCUCAAAGAUUAAGAAAGGAAGAAACUGAAAAACAAUUCGAUAAAGUUCUUGAUAUGCCGACAGACGCCAAGUUCAUGAAGGAGAUUAUGUCAAAGAAGACAAAAAUUGGCGGUGAAACAGUGAUGCUGACCGAAAAGUGUAGUUCUAUCCUACAUAGGAAGCUGCCACCGAAGCUCAAGGAUCUUGGAAGCUUCUAUAUCCCUUGUGCUAUUGGAAAUAGAACUUUUGGGAAGGCCAUGUGUGGUCUUGGGGCUAGUGUAAGUCUUAUGCCUCUUUCCAUAUAG
Cicer arietinum (chickpea) is the source of this 393-nucleotide messenger RNA. The record is from RefSeq and is a predicted model, not a curated record. Lineage: Eukaryota; Viridiplantae; Streptophyta; Magnoliopsida; Fabales; Fabaceae.